UACACUCAGUGAUGGGAAGGGAGCAGGCCACACUUUAGGUUUCAGGGGAUUUCUCUCUCUCUCUCUCCCAUUCUUUUCAUUGAGACGUGAUGGUAAUAAGAGCUCCUGGGGGUAUUGCAGGAGUGAGGUAAUAAGAAGGGAAGGAAUCAUGCCUGACGUGAGGGCUGGGAGGAGCAGAGGGAGGACUGCAGGCUGCUGCUGCUGCUGAUCCUCCUACGUCUGUGUACAGGGUAUGGAUGUUGGGACAGUAUCUCCUGCUCAGUGUAUGGUAAUGUAGUGUAUGUGUGCAGCCUGCAUUAGCUUCUCCGUGCCCGAGCACAAAGUCAGAAAGCAACUAGUUGCUGCCUUUCCCUCCUUCCCCUGAGUGGAUGUAACGGGAUGAAGAAGAGCCAGGCUGUGAUCACAGACACCCUCCAUGGAUAACCUCCCACUUGUGGAUUAUAAAUGAUGCCAAGGAUCUGUCUGUCUGUAUACAGUGCUGCUGCUGCUGUCGCCUGGGGAUUGGGACCCUCUGAGGAUUGUGUCAGUGUCCGGGGAGAGAGCAUCUGACCUAACUCCCCACGGCUAAGUGACCCCGGCUAUGGAGGGCUCCGCUGUGUGUUUCAUGCUUUGCCCUGUGGAAAUGCUGUGUGCCUGGGUGAUGAGAGCAUGAAACCUACAGGAUGGGAGCGAACAAUGGCAAGUACGGCAGUGAGGGCAAAGGCAGCUCAAGCAUCUCAUCCGACGUGAGUUCAAGUACAGAUCACACGCCGACUAAAGCCCUGAAGAAUGUGGCUACUAGUGAAGAUUCUGACCUGAGCAUGCGGACACUCAGUACACCAAGUCCUGCACUCAUAUGCCCACAAAACCUGCAUAGCUUUCAGAAUGGGAGAGGAUCAUCCACGUCAUCAUCCUCCAUCACAGGAGAGACUGUUGCUAUAGUUCAUUCCCCACCUCCCACACGCCUCACUCAUCCACUGAUACGCCUUGCAUCCCGCCAUCAAAAAGAACAGGCCAAUAUUGACCGAUUGCCAGAUCAAUGCAUUAUCCAGAUUUUUUCAUACCUACCUACAAACCAGCUUUGUCGUUGUGCUCGUGUCUGCAGACGAUGGUAUAAUCUAGCUUGGGACCCUCGGUUAUGGAGGACUAUUCGACUGACUGGUGAAACAAUAAGCGUGGAUAGGGCUUUAAAAGUGCUGACCCGUAGACUUUGUCAGGAUACACCCAACGUCUGUCUCAUGUUGGAGACGGUAAUUGUCAGUGGCUGCAGGCGGCUCACAGAUCGAGGGCUCUACACCAUCGCCCAGUGCUGCCCUGAACUGAGGAGACUAGAGGUCUCCAAUUGUUACAACAUCUCAAAUGAGGCAGUGUUUGACGUGGUAUCAUUGUGCCCAAACCUGGAGCAUCUGGAUGUAUCAGGUUGUUCAAAAGUGACUUGCAUCAGCUUGACCCGUGAGGCUUCCAUAAAACUCUCUCCAAUACAUGGCAAACAGAUAUCAAUUCGUUUUUUGGACAUGACGGACUGUUUUGUGCUUGAAGAUGAAGGUCUGCAUACUAUUGCCGCUCACUGUACUCAACUUACUCACCUGUACCUGCGUCGCUGCAUCCGCAUCACUGACGAGGGUCUACGAUAUAUCAUGAUAUACUGUACAUCCAUCAAGGAGCUCAGUGUGAGUGACUGCCGUUUUGUAAGUGACUUUGGCAUGCGUGAGAUCGCCAAAUUGGAAUCUCGUCUGCGGUACCUAAGCAUAGCCCACUGUGGGAGGAUUACAGAUGUGGGCAUCCGUUACAUUGCCAAGUACUGCAGUAAGCUGCGCUACCUCAAUGCUCGAGGUUGUGAAGGCAUCACAGAUCAUGGAGUGGAGUACCUAGCAAAAAAUUGCACAAAACUGAAAUCAUUGGACAUCGGGAAAUGCCCUCUAGUUUCAGACAUUGGUUUGGAGUUUUUAGCUCUCAACUGCUUUAACUUAAAACGUCUGAGCCUGAAGUCUUGUGAAAGUAUCACAGGCCAAGGGAUACAGAUUGUUGCUGCCAACUGUUUUGACCUGCAGAUGUUAAACGUCCAGGACUGUGACGUGUCAGUUGAUGCUCUACGGUUUGUCAAACGCCACUGCAAGCGAUGUAUAAUUGAACACACAAAUCCUGCAUUUUUCUGAGAACAUGUAAUGUACUAAACAUGUUAUCUUAAAUAUUAAGAACCAUAUGCUAAAAUGAUAAAAAUCGAAAACAUGAAGAGAAACUUACACAUGCAGCGACUUACUCAUACGAGGUCCCGCUUUUUUGUAUGAUGUGAUAUGAAAGUAAUGGAGCGCUUUUAUCAUUUUCUUUGUUUGCAAUUUAAAUAUUUAGAUGUGUAAUGAUCAUGUAUUAUGACAUUAGUGCAUAAUGUGUGCACAUGUGUGUUGGAUAUAUAGUAUAAAGCAAGGUGAUUUGGAAUUUUUUGAAAGUGAGGGAAUCACAAGGAAAAUCUUCCUGUACACACACACAUUAGUGUGAAUGUAGUGUAAGAUUUAACAUGUUUCAGAUGUUAGGAUACAGUGAGAGAGAAUCUCUGGUUAACACCUGAGUUAGCAGUUUAUGCACAGUUUUCAAGAGAAGACUAUAACUGCCAAUACUUAAUUAUAACCAAAUUGAACUACCAGUUAUGUUUUAUUAAUGUUUUUCAUUACUUGUUUAAGAGUUUUUCAAUUAAAUUAGAAAUAAUAAAAAAAAAACAGUUAAGUAAAUUUUCCCAAAUUUUUCACUUGGUUCUUUGUAAUAGGCUUGUGUUAAAUUAAAGGAUUAUGGAAAUGUUAAAUUGCAUAUUACAUGCUAGAGCGUAUUACAGCCUCCAGAUUGUUGAGAACUUGAAUCCUUUUAUUGAUCUAACAUUGGCCCUCAUUCCGAGUUGUUCGCUCGCUAGCUGCUUUUAGCAGCAUUGCACUCGCUAGGCCGCCGCCCUCUGGGAGUGUAUCUUAGCUUAGCAGAAUAGCGAACGAAAGAUUAGCAGAACUGCUACUAAAUAAUUCUUUGCCGUUUCUGAGUAGCUCCGGACCUACUCACAGAUUGCGAUCAGCUCAGUCCGUUUAGUUCCUGGUUUGACGUCACAAACACGCCCUGCGUUUGGUUAGCCACUCCCCCGUUUCUCCAGACACUCCCGCAUUUUCCCUGACACUCCUGCGUUUUUAAGCACACUCCCGGAAAACGCUCAGUUACCACCCAGAAACGCCCCUUUCCUGUCAAUCACUCACCGAUCAGCUGAGCGACUGAAAAGCGCCGCAGGAUCCACAGCAAAACUGCUAAGUUUUUAGUUAAAUAACUAAGCGCAUGCACUCUGCGUGCCUUGCGCAUGCGCAAUUAGCAACAAAUCACAUAGCGAAAAUCGUCAACGAGCGAACAACUUGGAAUGACCCCCAUUGCCAAUACCAGUCUCCAUAUUGUUUUAUUGCACAGCACUUGUUUGUUAUAGCAGAAGCCUUUUUAGAGAUUCCGUGACAGGUUGCCAAUUAAAUGCAUUGAUGUUUUUAAUUUCUUAUAAUAAGUUGCUUGGUUCUUUUAACAUUUACAUAACCCUGGAAGAAGUUUCCAAAAUUACAUUUUAAAAUUAGAUAAAAAUUUAAUUUUCAGUAUUUCCUACCCUACCAAAAGUGUCACCUGCUAAAGUAUCUGGUAGUGGUGAUAGUUCAGUCAUUGGUGUAUGUGUUAUAUUUGCUAACGGACUGUCUGAGUUCAAUUGCAAAUAUUAUUUUUUGCUAAAAUAAAUGCAAUACAUUUUACCUACAUACUCUCUGACAAAUGCAUUUCAAUUGAAGCAUUUGUAACACAGGUGGCGGUGGGAUUUAAAAAAGAAUUAAACUCAGUUUUGAAUCCUGUCAAGUAAAUGGAGCUCAGCCAAGAAGUUUCAACUAAUUUAGGCAUAUUUACAUUUUAUUUUAAACCUUUUAGUGUUUUGCCACUAUUCCCAGCUGUUAUAGAGAGCUGUUUACCAGAAUGCCAUCCACUUUUCAAGGACUGGUAGGAUUCCAGGGCUGCAAUAAUUACAAAGGUAAUCCAUCACCCUUGCCAUGCGUAUCACUACAACAGAAUUUUCAUACUGUAUGUAUCACUUUAAUGUCAUGGCCUUGCAGUUGUUCAUAGUUAUUACUAGGACAGUUCAACUGGAAUUCAGUGGGGCAGAUGUGGCCCUAAAGGUAUUCCAGCUACCUAUAUUUUAACUGUGAAUUCUCCAACUACUUUAGGCUACUUUUAUGAAAAUAUCAGCCACGAUAUAAUAAGAGCUUAACAUCACAGAUGUAGAUAACACUGCUCCACCAUUGAAGAAUUUAUCCCAAUCCAGUAGUAUACAUUUGCUGAUAAUGAGCAAAAUAAUCUGUAUGACUAAUCUGUGUGUUAAAUACUGAAAAUUGGGCAAUUAUAAAGCAGUCACUGAUUUGUAGAUUUUAAUUUGAUUAGAUUUCUAACUCCUCGGUGCUAAGGUAUUUGCAUAAUUAAACCAUGCAAGAGAAUAAAAUGGAAUUGCAUGGCUUUUUAAAAAAAAAUUCAGGGUUUUUCAGUGUAAUCCAAAAAUGACUAAGCAUCCCAUGCUAGAAGAAUAAGAAAAUCAGACUGUACUGUACAUGCUGGUCCGAUUUAUAGCCACGCUAGCUGGCUCUUACAAUAAAACAUAAACACAGUGUCCAAUUUUUUUAUCCUGAAUGAAUUUGUUUAUUGUGCCAAUCAGAGGCGGAUCCAGAAGAAAAUAACGUGGGGGCACCACAAUAAGGGACAGGGUUUAGCGCUGACAGUGAUAUACUGUCUCGGAAAGGGCUGUGCCCUUACUGCAAGGUGCGUGUUCAUAUAUAUAUGCCUUCCCAAGAGCCACACCCCUCAUUUUCGUCAUGCUGGCGGCAUGGGGUACAUAAACAAGAACAAGAGCCUUACAUGCUUGCCGUGCCACCUGACUUCUCUACUGAGUCUGUGUGCCUUGGCCGAAGUGAAUAAAUUAUACAGGGCAGUUGUUAAAAUAAAGCGAGGACAGUGCAGUUAAAAAGCACUUGGCAUACAAUAGUGGCUUAUGCUGUUGUGCACCUCACAGUACUCUUUGCCACUUCACUGCCCACCUCACAGUUCCCUGCCCCCUCACUGUCCUUCUCAGAGCACUUCUCCCUAAUAACCACCUCUCAGCAGUCCCUGCCAUUUUAAUGUUCAUAGCACUGUCCACCACAGCUAGGGCUGGCAACACUGAUACUGAUGUCUCUGGGGCCCCCCUACCUCAACCCCGCACCCCACCCAGAGUAGGAGGCCUGUGUGCAGGAUCUGUCUGGUCCCCCUCCUCUCUUGCCAGCAGCGCUGUAGACUCUGUUCACUAGGGGACCAUAGAGUUGUCCCAGAGUGUAGUGAACAUGUGCGCUACACGUGCAUGUGCACUACACUUUCUGGCUAAAUGGUGUGGUUGCCAUUUUCCUAGAGAUUUUUUUACUGUUCAUGCGUGAAAGCCGGGAAAAUGGCCACGAACAUUUUCAUGGUGAUUUCUGCAUCGCUGCUGCUGCUAACGCCAGACUCUGGAGAGUAAGUAUUGAAUAAAAUGGAUGCAGUGUGGGCACCCCAGGGACUGUGUACACUGCAUACACUGCACCCAUUAUAAAUACGCCACUGUUGCCUGCUAACCGUUGGAGACCUGUUACUCUAAAUGAUUCCCUCAAAGAGACAUGCCCAAUUAAAUCAUGGAUCUCUAACAACACCUUAAACUCUACCUCUGUCUGAAUAGGCAAAUUAAAAAACAGCUCAAAAUACAUAAAGAAGCAUAGUGUAAAGGAAAAUCUAAAGAAAUGCAAGAGGCCAGUAGAAAACAUGCGGUAGAAAACAGCAUAUUACGCAGCUGCAAUGGAAAACGUAGAACCUCCCCCAAAAACUCCAAAGACCUAAAUGGCCAUCGUAUUGACUUAAUGAGGGGCAAACUUGAAAGAUUGCAAGAACACUUUAAGAACCUAUUAAAUUGCCCCAGGCCUGAAAAUUUAGACCCUGAGUUACUGGAAAACAAUGACCUAAUGGAUGACCCCCUAAAUGCAGACGAAAUUAGAUGAGAAAUUAAAAAGCUGAAGAAUGGAAAAGCACCAGGCAUUGAUUACAUACCAGCAGAAAAUGUAAAAAGCAGGAGGAGAGGUAGUAGUAAGCCAACUUAGGGCCUAAAUCAGACCUGAUCACUGUUGUGAGAUUAUACGGGCAAUUAUCGAAAGACUGUGCAUACGUAUGGGUCGCAAUGCGCAGGCCAAACUGUGAAAGAAUGGUGCGAAAAUUUGACAGGAAGCAGACGUUUGGGGGUGUUAACUGCCCGUUUUCUGGGAGUGUCAAGAAAAAUGCAGGCGUGCCCAUGCGUUUUCUAGGAGGGUGUGUGACGUCAGCUCCGGCACGAUCAGCCUGUUUGUAUUGCAGUGUAGGAGUAAGUCCUGGGCUACGCACAGACUGGAAAAAUCAUUUGAUGGUGAGUAAGUUGCAAACGGAUUUGCAGAUGUCCGCUGUCUGGCAAAGUUUUCGCACGGCGUACGCAUGCAUUUGCACACUUGCACAGGGCGAGUUUUCACUCUCUAUGGGUGGCAGCUAUCUGCAGACCUCUGCAAAAACACAGAGGAGCGAUCAGGUCUGAAUUAGGCCCUUAGAAACAUACAGUAUAUACAAUUGCUUGGAAAGAUUACUGUAUGCCAGAAGACUUCAAAGAUGCCAUCAUAAUUAAUAUUCACAAAAAAAGUGACCAUACAAACUAUAAAAACUACAGAGACAUGCAGGCUCAGAGUGCUGCUGCUGAUCUCCAGUCCUUUAGAAAAAAAAUGCCAGAAAUGACAGGGGGACCCCCGUGCCCACCCCCCUCCCCCUAUGGAUCCGCCUAUGGUGUCAAAGGCAUGCAUUCAAUUAAGCUUUACAACAAUUACUUACCUUCAGUUCACAAAUCUGAGCUUCUGUAUAGAAAUAUAGAACAGAAAUAGUGAAAGCGUAGAUCUAAAAUAUCAUAUAUUGCAUAAAUGGGUCAAUUAAACGGCAUAUGUCAUAAGGAUUAUGUAUGAGAUUGUAUUUCCUCUUAUAUUUCCUUUUAAGUAAUUGAAUGGGGAUAAAAUAUGUCAGUCUUAACUAUUAUCACCCGUAUUUAUUAUCAAUGAAAUAGAUCAUAAUCCUGACAAUUUUUAUGCUCAUUGGUUCACCUAAAUCUAAUUUCAGGUAAAGUUUCCACAUAAUUUGGUUAAUUAGGUUUGCAUUAUUAAGUAGACAUUUGGACUAUAAAACCACAAUAUUUUUCUAUAGGUAAAACAAAAAAUAUCUUUUUGUACCCAUCUCAUAUUUUAACGUAUGGUAUCAUCCUCAUUAUUAUAUUCAGAAGUGUAUGUAAGCAGCGUUCACAAUAUUUUAUUAACUAUUGGACAUACUGUACUUUGGAAUAUGAAGUAAAUAUUGUCCUUUUAGUAUGAUCGCAACCCAUGGAAAUAAUCAAACCAUUGAUAAGAAGAUAACUUACAAGAAUUUCUAUUUUUCGGUUUAUAACAAAAUUGUCCAUUUAUAACAACUUAUCUUAAGAUCUAAAGCUAAAGGUUUUGUAGAGUGAUGCAACAAUGUAUCAAUAUUCUAGGAAACUAAAUUGUAAUGGCAACUUCCUGCCAAGAUGUAUUGUGAUGUAUGGGGAAGGGGCCAAACAACUUUUCAUACUUAUUUGCUGCAUGUCUUUAGAAAUGUCCAAUGCACAAGUAGAGAAGCUGGUUAAAAUAAAAAUAUAUACAGUACCUAUUUCUUCUACACCAAAGUUGUAAAAACAUUCUAUUUCUUAGGUGUUUUAUAACUUUUUUGAUGUGAAGCUUAUACUAUAAAAUGAGAUAGAUUCUUCCAUUUUUUUAAACAACAAUAUUAACAUAAUGCUACCAUACCUAGCAUUGGAAAGUGGUUUAUGGCUAACAUGUUACUUUCCUUGUACAGUAGAUUCAAAUGUUGCAACUACUGUAUUUUCCUAAAGAGUUUUUCUUAAAUAUGGCUUCUGGUAUCUCAUCAGUGCUCUGUAAAUGUCCCUUUCCAUAAACAACCAAUAUGUAUUCUGUUAUUGUUUUAUGCUAAUGAGUAAAGAACAAUUUGAGGAAAUAUGGAACGCAUUAAGCUGAAUGCAAACUGAUCACUUUUGUGCCUAGGAAUUUCAAUUUCCUAUUGUUGAGUGCCUUACACAGUUACUGUAUUAGGUUUGCCAAAUACUCCACUGUGGUGUAUUGUGUCUUAGUCAUACUGUAGAUUUAUUGAAACCUUAAAACACACUCGGUAUACUAUUUUAGUUUACAAAGACAUACUUUAAGCAAGAUAUUACAUUACAAUCUCAAUUUUUAUUUUCACCAUUGUCAUAAAGGUUUUGAAAUGUUGACACAUCUGUUCAAUUUUCAUGUAAAAUAAUUGUAAAGGUUGUAGGCUAUGUGAUAUACUGUACCUGUAUGAGUCAGGCAUAAAUUCAUGCCAAAUGGCUAUUCCAUGCCAUCUAUGUUGCAAAUGGUAAACUGAGAAUCUGUAUUCACGUCCAACCACUGAAUCAGGCCAGCAUGCAAACCAUAUUUAUCUUUUUUCAUGAUUGGGUUGCAGGAUUUAAUGUCUCUUACAAUAAAUAAAUAAAUAAGGGAAAGAGCAAUUAUUCUAUAUGCAUCCCAUGCAAAAUAUAUUUGUCAGCUAAGCCAGCAUCAUACAAUGUUUCGGGCUGUACACUGCACUUCACUUAAACAAACUAAAAAAAAAGUAAUAUGUUCUAUUAUGAAAAAAAGUUACAAAUAUCAAAAUGAUAUACUUACAGUAUGUAUUUUUUGGUUUACUAAACAAUGACUUUUUAUGGCAUACCCCAUGCCAUGAGUCCUAAAUAUCCACCCUGUGUUUUAUUUUCAGUGCCGGAUACAAUAAAACAGUUAUAAAAGCCUAUUCUUACUAAUGUCAAGCAAUAUUAUAGCAUUAAUGAACAGACAUUGUUUUUACACCAAACCUAGUACAUUAAGUGAAGAACAAUACAGAUAUCUAUUUUUGGAUUCAAAAUGUACUAAUUUCACAUUUUAGCAGUUAUCUUCUUGAGAUGACUUAUAUGAUCAAUUAUUAAACAUAGCUCUAAUUAUUCAAUAUGGUGGAGAAAAUGGUAAAUUACAGCUGAUUAGUUCUAUAAAAAUGUACAUAGACGAAACCUAGUUAUUUCACUAUGCAUAUAGGAAUUUAACAUGUAAAAAGUAUUUAAUUUUUGUUCUCUUAGUUAUGUUAAUGUACCAAUACUCUGUCUUGUCUUUGAAAUGUUUAGCUGUUUAAUGUGUUUGUAUCGACAUGUGAUGUUCUUAUGAAACUGCACAA
Molecule: messenger RNA, 9276 nt
Organism: Pseudophryne corroboree (corroboree frog)
Lineage: Eukaryota; Metazoa; Chordata; Amphibia; Anura; Myobatrachidae
Gene: FBXL7
Product: F-box and leucine rich repeat protein 7
Exons: 4
Coding region: 663-2135 (490 amino acids)
Biological process (GO): SCF-dependent proteasomal ubiquitin-dependent protein catabolic process
Cellular component (GO): SCF ubiquitin ligase complex
Molecular function (GO): protein binding
Source: RefSeq, a predicted model, not a curated record